CACACACACACACACAGACACAAACACACACAGACACCCCUCCAUGCUUUCAGUAUAAAAGCAGAGCAGAGUUUCUGGUCUUCCUCACAUCAUCCGGCUCUUAUCUCAGCUGCUCCUCUUCAUCACACCUCUUCUUCCUCAGGGCUCUCCUGCCGACCUUUUUGCCGACUAACGUAACUCCCCGGUAUAUCCCUCCCCACACGCCCCCAGCUCUCCUCCUCCUCCUCCUGCAUCAUGGCAGCUCUGUGGCUCCAUUGCGUCUCUCUGCUGGCCGUGCUGCUUGUGUCGUGGCCAGGCUGCCAGGCUGCCGCGCAGCCGCAGUACCUGUGCGGCACUGACAUAGUGGACGCGCUCUCACUGGUCUGCGGGGACCGAGGCUUCAUGUUCAACCCCAAGAGAGACGUGAACCCCUUGACGGGUUUUCUUACUCCGAAGAUGGUCGCGGCAUCGAAGCGUAACAUCUUGGAGCAGUGCUGCUUCCAGUCCUGCAACAUCUUCGACCUAGAGGAGUACUGCAUCUAAAAAGAAAAAAUGCCUGGCUGCGCUUAGCCUAGCCUAGCCUAGCCUAGCAUAGCAUAACAUAGCAUAGCAUAUCUUAGCUUAGCUACGUGGCUAACUUAGCAUGCCCCUCACCAUUCUGAAAAACAAUUGCUGAGAAAUUGAAAACGAUUGAAACUAUUCUUCCUAAAAGAUAAACUAAAAUUAAGCUAUGUUGUGUUUAUUUCUCUCUUAUUGCCAUUUCAGUACAGUGUCAACACAAAUAUAGUACACACACACACACACACACACACACACACACACACACACACACACACAC
Molecule: messenger RNA, 817 nt
Organism: Sander lucioperca (pikeperch)
Lineage: Eukaryota; Metazoa; Chordata; Actinopteri; Perciformes; Percidae
Product: insulin-like
Exons: 3
Coding region: 235-522 (95 amino acids)
Cellular component (GO): extracellular region
Molecular function (GO): hormone activity
Source: RefSeq, a predicted model, not a curated record